Molecule: messenger RNA, 360 nt
Organism: Aureobasidium namibiae CBS 147.97
Lineage: Eukaryota; Fungi; Ascomycota; Dothideomycetes; Dothideales; Saccotheciaceae
Product: transcription initiation Spt4
Exons: 3
Coding region: 1-360 (119 amino acids)
Biological process (GO): regulation of transcription elongation by RNA polymerase II; chromatin organization; positive regulation of DNA-templated transcription, elongation
Cellular component (GO): nucleus; DSIF complex
Molecular function (GO): zinc ion binding; RNA polymerase II complex binding
Source: RefSeq, a predicted model, not a curated record
AUGUCCAACUUCGUACCACCUUCACAACACCGCUCGCUGCGCGCCUGCAUGGUCUGCAGCAUCGUCCUUCCAGGCUCGCGCUUCCGCCGUGAAGGAUGUCCCAACUGCGAAGAGUUUCUCGAACUCUCUGGUCAUGACGACGCCAUCCAGGAAUGCACCAGCCAGGUCUUCGAGGGCCUCAUCACUCUGACAGACCCUGGCUCUAGCUGGGUUGCCAGAUGGCAGCGACUCGACAGCUAUGUCCCUGGAAUUUACGCCGUCAAGGUUACCGGUAUUCUGCCAGAAGAGAUCAUCUCUACCGUCGAGGCCGCUGGUGUCAAGUACAUCCCUCGCGAUGGAACUAGCAUCGACGACAUGUAA